AUUUUAUUUCUCCUGUUUUGAUUCAAUUUAUCUAAACUACUCCCUCCGGUCCUAUUUAUAAGCAACAAAAAAAAAAUUCACAUAGUUUAAGAAAUGUAGUUAAACUAGGUAAAAUGCAUUAAAUAUGUCUUGAAUAAAAAUAAACUUCCAAAAUUACCCUUUGUUAUUAAUGUUGGAAAGUGAGAAAGAGAGAGAAUAAUUAAUGAGACACAUUUUACAAGUUAGAAUUAAUAAGGACAUCAUUGGAAAAAAAUAAUUAAUAUAGCUCAAACUUUCAUUUGGUUCUUAUAAAAAGGACCAAGAUUUUUCUUCUCUUUCAUGCUUAUAAAUAGGACCGGAGGGAGUAUAAGUUUUCCAUAAUUUUUGUUCUCUAGCAAUUUUAGGCAACCGAUUUGCUUUGGAAUUAUUGAUGGAGGCCAAAUAUUUUCGCUUUCUUAAGAUUGUGGGGGUUGGAUAUAAAGCGAGGGCUGAAGCUGCAGGGCGGCUGUUGCUUCUCAAAUUGGGUUAUAGUCAUGAGGUGGAAUUAACUGUGCCUCCUGCAGUUCGUGUUUUCUGCUUCAAAAACAAUGUAGUUUGUUGUACUGGAAUAGACAAGCAAAGGGUGCACCAGUUUGCAGCCACUGUUCGGAAUUGUAAGCCACCUGAAGUUUACAAAGGGAAGGGCAUAAUGUACGUCGAUGAAGUUAUUAAGAAAAAACAAGGAAAGAAGUCUAAGUGAUCAUGUAAUCUUAUGUGAUUUCGCCAAGUCUAGGACUCAUAUGUACAUUGACUAGACUUCAUCUGCAGAAUUUUCACUCAAUUCAGUAUUGGAAUUCUUGAACAGAGCAUCAUGGAUAAUCAAAGUACUUCCUUUAAAAUAAUAAUUAUCUUGCUCCAAUAUGAUUGACAUGUAUCAUUUAGAGUUUAAUGAAAAUGUUAUUUUAGGGUAUGCCCUUUAUCUGGAAAUUGUGAAUUGAUUUUGAUAGUGGUGACAUGUAAUAUUGGGCGUAUUUCAGGUGUUUAAGCCUGGGCUACACUGGAGUGUAUUUG
Messenger RNA from Lotus japonicus, 1029 nucleotides. RefSeq names its product 60S ribosomal protein L6, mitochondrial-like. The record is from RefSeq and is a predicted model, not a curated record. Gene Ontology annotation, biological process: translation. Bases 410 to 718 code for a protein of 102 amino acids. Gene Ontology annotation, molecular function: rRNA binding; structural constituent of ribosome. Lineage: Eukaryota; Viridiplantae; Streptophyta; Magnoliopsida; Fabales; Fabaceae. Gene Ontology annotation, cellular component: ribosome. The transcript has a single exon.